Colletotrichum truncatum is the source of this 1800-nucleotide messenger RNA. Its product is annotated as purine transporter. Gene Ontology annotation, biological process: guanine transport; transmembrane transport; adenine transport. Gene Ontology annotation, molecular function: purine nucleobase transmembrane transporter activity. Lineage: Eukaryota; Fungi; Ascomycota; Sordariomycetes; Glomerellales; Glomerellaceae. The record is from RefSeq and is a predicted model, not a curated record. Gene Ontology annotation, cellular component: plasma membrane.
AUGGGGAGGUUGACUCAAAAGCUGAGGAGGUGGAUGGAAAAUCUGAGGAGGUGGGUUGACAUGGUCAACGCCAGGGUCGCCGCUAGCCCGGUCGGUCGGUGGUUCCAGUUGGAAGGCUCCGGUCAUCUCCGUGAGCGCAAGGGCUCCUUUUUCUUUACCGAGCUGCGUGCCGGCCUUGUCGCUUUCUUUGCCAUGGCUUACAUCAUUGCUGUCAAUUCUUCUAUUGUGGCCGAUUCGGGUGGCACUUGCGUCUGCCCCCGCACCGAGGCCGACUUUGCGUGCGACAAGGACCAGGACUAUCUGCUGUGUGUGGCCGAGGUGAAGCGCGACAUCGUCACUGCUACGGCCGCUAUUUCAGCUCUGGCUACCUUCUUCAUGGGCCUACUUGCAAAUAUGCCUGUUGGUUGUGCUCCCGGCAUGGGUCUCAAUGCUUACUUCGCCUACUCCGUAGUUGGCUACCACGGAACUGGUGCUGUGCCGUAUCAAGUCGCUCUAACCGCUAUUUUCAUCGAGGGCUUCAUCUUCUUUGGCCUUGCCGUGCUUGGGAUGCGCCAAUGGCUUGCUCGUGCCAUCCCUCGCUCUAUCAAGCUUGCUACUGGUGUUGGUAUCGGCUUUUUCCUUACCCUCAUCGGGCUCACGUAUAGUGAGGGUAUCGGCUUGAUUGUUGGCGCUACUUCCACUCCUCUUGAGUUGGCCGGUUGCGAGCAACACCUAAUGGUCAACGGGUUAUGCCCCUCUUCAACCAAGAUGCGUAACCCAACCAUGUGGAUCGGUAUUUUCUGUGGUGGCAUUCUCACUGUCAUGCUCAUGAUGUACCGCUUCAAGGGAGCCAUUCUCGCCGGUAUACUCCUUGUCAGCAUCAUUUCUUGGCCGCGAGGUACUGAUGUUACAUACUUUCCCGAUACCGUUGUUGGCGACUCCAAUUUCGACUUUUUCAAGAAGGUUGUCGACUUCCAUCCUAUUCAGAGAACACUGAAUGUCCAGGAGUGGAAUGUCGCUGGCUACAGCGGUGCGUUUGGCCUCGCCCUCAUUACCUUCCUGUAUGUCGACAUUCUUGACUGCACUGGUACGCUCUAUUCUAUGGCUCGGUUUGCCAAUCUCAUCGACGAAGAGACUCAGGAUUUUGAGGGCUCUUCCGUCGCCUACAUGGUCGACGCAAUCAGUAUUUCCAUCGGUGCCCUUUUCGGAACCCCUCCAGUUACAGCCUUUGUCGAGUCCGGUGCUGGUAUCUCCGAGGGCGGUAAGACAGGUAUCACGGCUAUGGUUACGGGACUAUGCUUUUUCAUCUCGGUUUUCUUCGCCCCUAUUUUUGCUUCAAUCCCAUCAUGGGCCACUGGCUGCGUCUUAAUCCUUGUUGGAUCUAUGAUGGUGCGGGCUGUGACCGAGAUCAACUGGAGAUACAUGGGCGACGCCAUUCCCGCUUUUAUCACCAUGGCCCUGAUGCCUUUCACUUACUCCAUUGCUGAUGGAUUGAUUGGCGGCGUUUGCAGCUACAUCCUCAUCAACACCCUGGUGUGGGUCAUCGAGAAGGCUUCAUUUGGUCGCAUCGUUCCCCACAACAAGCACGAGAAAGAUCCUUGGACCUGGCGCAUUCCUGGUGGUAUCUUGCCGCCCUGGGUCAGGCGUUUGGCCAGUGGCAAAAAGGACUUCUGGCGUGCAGAUGAAUAUCACAGUAGCAACGUUGCUAACCAGCCUCGGUCACUUGAGAAAACAGCUAGUUCGGAUCAGGGCGGUUCGGUGACUGGAAAGGAAAAGGACGCGAGCGAGACUAUCUCUCCUCGGGCCGAUAGGUCAUCAUAA